Heteronotia binoei (common prickly gecko) is the source of this 5373-nucleotide messenger RNA. RefSeq names its product NAD kinase (gene NADK). Gene Ontology annotation, molecular function: NAD+ kinase activity. Gene Ontology annotation, biological process: NAD+ metabolic process; NADP+ biosynthetic process. Bases 650 to 1783 code for a protein of 377 amino acids. The transcript has 10 exons. NCBI's taxonomy places the organism in Eukaryota, Metazoa, Chordata, Lepidosauria, Squamata, Gekkonidae. The record is from RefSeq and is a predicted model, not a curated record.
GGCCCAAAGGCGUUUGAGGAGACACUCGCUGCUUGUUAAUUGUCCGGACAGACAGCCAACCAGCAAGUCAGCAUCCAGAACAGCCGACAGGACCAUGGGGAAGCCGUGGCGUCAUGAGAGGUGAAAGAGGCUAAGCGUUUAAAACUUCACUGGAGAUCUGCAACUUCUUUAAAAACUGGUGAAAUGCCUCUAGCUUUAAGAGCAUUUUUUUAAUUAAUAAGGGGGAGGGGGGAAAAUUAAGGAAGUCCACGGUUAAUCUUGGAACGGCGACAGUAAAACCGAGAAGCCUGGCGUUGAUUUGAAAGCUUUGGUCAGCUGCUGUUAUGCAAAACUGAUCCAAGGGAACAAAAGGAAUAUUUAGCGAAUAUGCUGCGCAAACGCUUUUUCCUAGGAGUUUUUGGAUCGUUUCGUUAGAAACUUUUGACCUCUUUUCCUUUUUUUUUUUAAACGUGGAUUUUUCCAGAGCAAUGGCACGAGCUUUCCUCCCCCCCUUCUUAGUCAAGGCUGUUUGAAACAGUGACUGUUUAAUUUGGGGCCACAAUGUUUUGUCGAAGGUAGCAGUUGGCUUGAAACGUGAUUUUUUUCCCCCCUCCCAAGGCCUUUUCCUGCCAUUUACUGUUUGUUUGUCUGGCUUGGAAAGGAGAGAGCCAUGAAGAUUUUCCAGCAUAUCAGGAGCGAUCGCUCGUUCAGUAGCACAACCUGGAAGUGGCACAUACAAGACCCAGCAAGCCAGCGGUUGACAUGGAACAAACCUCCCAAGAGUGUCCUUGUUAUCAAAAAGAUUCGCGAUGCCAGCCUUCUGCAGCCCUUCAAGGAUCUCUGCACAUACCUCUCAGAGGUGAACAACAUGAUCGUUUACGUCGAGAAGAAGGUGCUGGAGGACCCAGCCAUCACAAACGACGACAGUUUUGGACCAGUGAAGAAAAAGUUUUGCACUUUCAGCGAAGAUUAUGAUGAUAUCUCCAAUCAGAUAGAUUUCAUCAUUUGUCUGGGAGGCGACGGGACCUUACUCUACGCUUCUUCGCUCUUCCCAGGCAGUGUGCCUCCGGUUAUGGCUUUCCACCUGGGGUCGCUUGGAUUUCUUACCCCAUUCAAUUUUGAGAACUUUGAGUCUCAAGUCACUCAGGUCAUAGAAGGCAAUGCAGCACUUGUUCUCCGAAGCAGGCUUAAAGUGAAAGUUGUCAAGGAACACCGAGAGAAGAAGACGAUGAUCCAGAACGGGAUCGAGGAAAACGGAGUAAUAUCUCCAAGCCUAGAGAAGGAAAUGUUCAAGCAAGUCAUGCAAUAUCAGGUCCUGAAUGAAGUUGUAGUAGAUCGAGGCCCCUCAUCAUAUCUUUCCAACGUGGAUGUCUUCCUAGAUGGGCAUCUUAUCACCACAGUGCAAGGAGACGGAGUUAUCGUCUCCACCCCAACGGGCAGCACGGCAUACGCAGCUGCGGCGGGAGCCUCGAUGAUCCACCCGAACGUUCCAGCAAUCAUGAUCACCCCCAUCUGCCCACAUUCGCUCUCCUUCCGGCCCAUUGUGGUGCCAGCUGGAGUUGAACUGAAGAUCAUGCUAUCUCCUGAUGCCAGGAACACGGCAUGGGUGUCAUUCGACGGGCGGAAGAGGCAGGAAAUUUGCCACGGCGACAGCAUCAGCAUCACUACCUCUUGCUACCCCCUCCCUUCGAUCUGUUUCCAAGACCCUGUGAGUGACUGGUUCGAAAGCCUAGCAGAAUGUUUGCACUGGAACGUUCGGAAGAAGCAAAACAACUUUGCCAUUGAUGAAGAAGAGGAGUUCUAAGCCUUGGCACUAGCGGAAACUCACAGGGAAGCCCUCGAGAGGCUGCCCUCCUUGCUGUACAAAGUGUAUUUCUAAGCCCAUAGCUACUUGGGAGUAGACCAAUAUAAUAUAUAUUUUAUAAGACAGCGAUGUACCUCAUAUCAGUCUGUUCUGCUGAUGACCAGAUAUAUCAUAUUUUCCUGUCUGUUGAGAGGGCGUGCAGCAAAAUUUAGAAGGCAGAGAGAGGCGUUUCUAGCCAGGCAGGUCGAGUUCUUUGUCUGUUUGUAAUUGUGCGACUUGUGUUCUGAAUAACUUGUUUUCUAAGCAAGGACCUUGGCGGGAACCUCAUGAAAAACAAAAGAACGUUACUUGGGAUGGUUCUUGCAAAUCCACGGAUUUCUCCAUCGGUCACAGUUUUGCAGGUCGGGAAGAUGUAUGAUGAGAACGAGAUGGCACUAAAAAGAAAGCAUUUCUUUUGGCUUGUCAAACCUGUUAUUCUGUGCACUUUCAAGAGAGCAAACCUAUAGCAAAAUGAGGAGGCUAGAUAACGAUAUGUUGCCUGCUUUACGGUGGUGUUCCUUCUUCUUUAACUUAAGAAAUGUGUUUUGACCGCUGCUUAGAAACAAGGGUUUUUGGUUUGUUUGAUUUGUGGUCACUGUAAUUCUCUUCUGUUGUCAUUGCUGUAAUUCCUCCCUGUUGUCGGUGCUGCCUGUAGUUCAUAUUAAUUUUGUUACACCUCCUCAGCGAUGACUGCAACAAGCAGUUUCGUGAACUUUUUUUGGCUUCAUGGAGGGAACUAUUGAGGUGAACCUUGCAGGUUCUGCUCUGGAUAUAUCGUGGCACUAUUAAAAGAUUGUGAAUUCUCAGGCGCUUCUCCCAUUACAUUAUAAAGACACAAGGAUCCUUUUGGGAAGUCUAGACAUGCAGGCAGCAACUCAAAAAGUGAGCACGGGAAAUGUCUCCUGUGUGAAUCCCAGGGAGAUAUGCGCAAGAGGAUUUAUGCGCUCUUGCACGAGUCCCUCUUGUUUCCACAGGACUUGCAAGAUGGAAAGUGUUCCCGAUGGAUUGUGCAAAACGCAGGAAACUGUUAUGGAAUUAACUCAAUUUGUAGGGUGGAAAAAGGUGUCUGAGAAAUGCUAGGAUUAAACCUUUUUUUAAAAAAAAAAUCCUCAGUGCACAUAACUGCAAAUUUUUGCUGUUCUGGCUGCAGCAGUUUUUGCUUCUCUGAAGAUGUGCCCUCCAGAUUUUGGAAGCAGUUUAGAGGCACCACCAGGAUCAAGAGGAGGAGGAAAUAGAUGUGGUAGGUUCUCGGAAGCUCCAGUCCCUGUCUGGCUCUUCAGGCGAGAGCCCUGCCCCAUGGGCUCCAUCCAGAACUGCCGGGAACGUGGACUUCCUGGUAGAGAGACAGUUUGCCUUUCUACCUUCACUGCUCCACGGUUAUCCUAGAACCAGCCUUGAGAGCCAUGGCCUGUGACCUCAGGUAUUGCAUAAGCAAGCCUGCAGGUCUCAUCUUGGCGCUUUGUGUGUAUAGGGCGGUUCCACAGCUUCUGUGUGAGAGUGUGGAGAGAGUGUGCUUUCCGCGUCAUUAAAACACAACAUGAGAAGCAGUCUCCAAAGUGCAUGUUCCAUGCCCCAGCUGGUGGGAGACUGCACUCAGUUUACAAGUCUCUGUUAGCAGUACAGGCCUGCUUGGGUUUCUGCCACCUUCUAAACUGUGGCGACCUUGUACGCUGCUUGCUUGGGGUGAGACCCCACAAAAUGGCUCUUGCCUCUCCAGCUAAAAGUUAAGCCGAUGCGCUGUCUGCUUUGCUAGAAUGAUGGCCUUCGAGGCAACGGCGUAGCCCAUCGGCACGUGAGCAUCCGACAAGAAAAGCAGGAGACAUUCCGAGCAUGUUUGCUCUGGUGCCUUCAGCACACCUUUUGGGGCUUUUUUUUUUUAAAGGUUGUCUUUGUACCUUUUUUUUUUUUUAACGCUUCUGUCGUGUACCUGUUUUUGAACCUGUCGUGUACCUGUUUUUGAACCUGUACAUGACUUUGAUGAAGACAAACAAAAUGGGUAAGGAUGCAAAAAGUAUGUUUUGCAAAUAGGUUUCCCUCCGCAGCCGUGAUCUGUCGCCACUCUGGCUGGGGGCUACAUGUAAAGGGGGAAAGGAACUGGAGGAAUGCAGAGAUGGUGGAGCAGACUUUCCUACUUUGGAAGGAUGGUGCCACUGAGAUUUGAGUUCUCCACUAGGAAGCUGGGGGAGGGGUCUCCCCGGAGAUGCCAAGGCCUCUGGGGAAAUCUCCCAUUUUAUGGUGGGAAAAGGUACACAAGGGAGCCGAGUGUUGCUCUUACAUUCUUUCUAGCCUGUUGGGCUAUCAGUGAGGCUGACUGUCAGAAGGCAGGCUUCGUCCUCUCCAAAUUCGGAGCUGGUUCUAUCAGCAAAAGAGGUUCAAGUCCAUGUCCCCUCUGCAUGUGGCCCCUCCAUAGCUGAGGGGGAGCGUUCUCUCCCCCUCCCCCCAUUUCCAAAACUUUUUAUCUCCCUGCCUUAUGAAGUAGCGCUGUCCUGUACGGCCCCAGGACUCGACUCCCCCCUGCUGCCGCCUGCGUAGGCCAGGCCGUCAAAAGUUUACAUUUAUGUUUGUCAUGCUUUCACCCCCAACACUGCCUGCCCCCCAAUCCGAAGAGUAGGACCUAGUUGACUACUGUGGAGAUCUUCAGAGGAACUGGACGUUGUCAGCUGGCCAUGAGGUCCAGGGCACAGAUCGAUUUGAUGGGGAAGAAAAGGGAGAGGAGAAGAUGGACUGCACGUGCUACAGGAAGACAAAGGUUCCCUCAAUGUUUUGCCUCUCUGAAGGAAGAGGUAACAGGGCAACGUAGUUUCACCUUCUUUUCCCUGUUCAAACUGUUCCACGAAAGUUUCUCAUGAUUGUUCCCCCCCCCCCCUUUGGUGUUGUCUUUGUCAGUUUUGAAUUUUCUUUGUUACAAAGAGCAACUCAACGGUAGCAUUAACUGCACUAAAAAGCUUGUAAAUUAUCUUGUGAGCGAGAAUGAUGGUUUUGAGUUGUCUCUCUCUCUCUUUUUUUAGUUGCAAAUUGGUCUGUACAAGGCCAGAUGUGGUGAGUCCCCACCCCCUGGGAGGAUGUUCAAUUAGCUGUUCAAAUCUCUGUUUUCACUUGAAUUUUAUGGUCUGAUUAUGUGCUGUCACUGUUUGUGUAUGCGUGUUUUUUAAGUCACUUACGGGUUUCCUAAACAGCCGAGUAUUUUCUUGUUUGGAAGAGCAGUCUUAUUUCCUGAGCUGUAGAAAUGGAGCUUUGUUUGAUGAGAAAGACUUCUUUCCCCCUCCCCUUUAAAUGCAAUAAUUAAGAAAAGGAACAGGGUAAAAGUGUUUGAUUUUUUAAAAAAUUGCUUGUAUGAAGUAUGUUGAUGUGAACAGAAGGGUGAGUAGGCAAAGCGGAAGGGCAAAGAGAAGUGAAAUAAAGAUUUAGAAGAUUCAGGUGGGGGGGGGCCCAGAAGAGUGACAAGAAUUCACAUUUUUUAAAAAAAAUUGUAAUUAAUAAGAGUUUUUCAGGACGUGUGAAAGAAAAUUUGGAUUUCUUUCCUAAAUAAAGAUUUUAUAUAUUGCCUUCCC